AUGGAGACCAGGAGAAGAGUGAGAAGGAUCACAAAACGGGAGAAUGAGGACUCUCGACUCGCUGAGACCAUAAUACGCGAGCAUGUAGAGAAGCAGCAAUUGCGAUUACAGCAGAAGGAACUGGCUCAGAGAGAGGCUGAGGCCAGAGACAAAUUAAGCACUGAGGUGAAGCGUGAAAUCAAGCAGAAGCGAGAGCAGCAACUUCUGCAGAUCCAUCUGGUGCAAGAACAGAUGAAGACACGCCACCAAUGUGGGCUGGAGUCAGAGCGCAGGAAGGCCCAGCGAAGGUGGCGGCGGACAGAAAAGUGUGCUCAGAACAAUAAACGCCUUCUGGAAGAACGGCAUGAAAGUCAGGAGCAGGAGGAGAGAGACACCCAGAAGAAGACGGAACAGCAAGAGUACGAGGGGCAAGUGGAGAUGGCCAUCCGUAGAGCUUCCAUGGAAAACCGUAUCGCUCUUCCUGUGUGGGGCCAAAGAAACGGUCGAUAA
This is a messenger RNA of Knipowitschia caucasica, 489 nucleotides long. NCBI's taxonomy places the organism in Eukaryota, Metazoa, Chordata, Actinopteri, Gobiiformes, Gobiidae. The record is from the annotation of a GenBank genome assembly.